Messenger RNA from Prunus armeniaca (apricot), 720 nucleotides. NCBI's taxonomy places the organism in Eukaryota, Viridiplantae, Streptophyta, Magnoliopsida, Rosales, Rosaceae. The record is from the annotation of a GenBank genome assembly.
AUGUCCUUCAAGUUUGGUCCAGAUCGGACGGUCGGAUCGCUCACGAUCGCAGGAUCGGACGGACCAUCCAACGGUCCAAACCUAGCGAACCCGGAAAAUACGCGAUAUGCGAUAUCCGUUCGGGACUCUAACGAUAUCCAAAUUGAGAUCCGAGCGCACCUACGCGCUCAUGACAACCUGAGGAUCCCAUUGGGACAAAAAUGCCCCUCAACUACAAUGCCCACGCGCCGCCCACGCGCCGGCAGCGCGUGGGUGUCCAAAGCGAUAACCCAUCGCCGGAAAAACCACAAAUCACGGCUCAAGACUCCUACCCUAGUGGCCGGAAUCUCAUCCCGAAAUCCGGCCGAAACCCAAUUCGUAAAUCGAGUUGCCUACGCUACAAAUCGAUCAAUUCCUACCCAACAGGCAGCUAGAGCUCGGAAAAUAGGUGAGAAACCAUACCUCACUUGCCGGAAUCGGUGGCCAGACGACGGAGAACAAAGCCGGCGAAGUUUCGGGCGAAACCGAGCUUUUCUCUUCGAUUUUCCGGCGAAAUCACGGCAGCUGGCGGCAGGACCUGGCCGGGGUAGGAAGAGGACGGCGGCCCGGUCAUUUUGGUACCGGCCCCGUCAACUUUGGUGGCCGGACGAGAGCACGGCCGGCCAAAACGUGGCCGGCUGUCUCAGCCGUCGCGAACCAGAGGAGAGAGAGAGGGACGCGCGGGAGAGAGAGAGUGUGUGA